AUGUUUUGUGAAAGCAGGGAAGAGUCAGAUAAGGUGGAUAUAGGCCAUAUUUUACUCAGCAGCAGCUCACUGUGUGCAUGUGGAGCCACAGAGGAAGCUGACCAUUCAAGUGACGUUUUAGCAAGCAUCCGUAGUAAGAAUGAAUGCAAGUGGUGUCUCUUAUGCGGGAGAGUACAAAAACAAACAAACCCCGCAGCAUUCAGCUUAAACAUGUUGGAAGCUGAUUGUAAGAAUCUGCAAAGGGUGAGAAUCACUUGCCUUCUAAUAGGCAAAAUACGAUGGUACAUCACCAUUUGUUCCGUUCACACCCUGGCUUAA
Messenger RNA from Podarcis lilfordi (Lilford's wall lizard), 318 nucleotides. The record is from the annotation of a GenBank genome assembly. Lineage: Eukaryota; Metazoa; Chordata; Lepidosauria; Squamata; Lacertidae.